GUAAACACAAAUGACUGGAGGCGCUUCCUUGUUGCUGACAAAAGUGGAUGAUUCUUCCCCAGAUUUAUAUUAUGUUAUUUCACUAAAUAUCAAAGGAAAAAAUGCCUCGUAGAAACGAGAUUCCUGAAGGCAUCCGGUCGAAAGUUGUAGAUCUGCACAACGCCGGGAUGGGAUACAAACUGAUUUCAAAGAGUCUGGAGCUGCAUCACUCCACAGUUAGGAAGAUUAUCCAUAAAUGGAUACGAUUUAACACCGUGGCGACCCUGCCGCGGAGUGGGAGACCCACGAAGAAGCUUCCGAGCAGGACACGGACAGCUCAGCCGGAGGAGGCUGAUCAUGCUGGGCCUGCCGGUGAUAAAGGAGGGAAUAAGGCAGAAGUAAAACAUGUUGAUCUGCAUUCAGCUGGACCAGCACAUCUUAUUAAAGACCCAGAUAAGAAAAUGCGAGAGAUGAACAGUGAGUGUGAAGAUGCUGACAGUGCGGACUAUUCAUCUGAUUCUGACGAAGAAGACCCCAUGCUCAGGAUCCUGUUUCCCACAGUAUCAAACGACAGAGAAGAUCCAGACCACAAAACGCGUAAAAAUUCAGCUUCAUGUGACGACACACCAGAAGACGAUCCCAUGGAACAGAUUUUUGACCCAAACUUUGACGAUGAGAAGAAGAUUUACGCCGGUUCUUCGGUCAGUGUGAGAGCGCUCCUCCUCCUCCUCCUGGCCUUCAUCCUGAAGCACGACUUGUCAAAAGCAGCCACCAAAGACCUCCUGGCCCUCCUCAACCUCAUGGUGCCUGGAUGCAUUCCCAGCUCUCUGCAGUUCAUAAAGAAACAUUUGACUGACAUUGACAAGAAGACAGAGAUCCACUUGUACUGUCCCAGGUGUGAAAACUACCUCGGUGUAGAGCCUGGGACCGAGUGCGGAGUGUGUCAGCAGCGCUUGAGCAAAAAAAGUCUGCUUGAAAAGGCAAACUACUUCCUGGUGUUGCCUCUAGAAAACCAACUGAGGAAGGUCCUCAAACGCCUUCACUCAAAGCUGGGCAAGCAUUUUACAAAGGACGAUUACGUUUCUGACGUCAACACCGGUGGUGAAUAUAAGCACGAAGAGCAGGAGGGCAGUAUUACACUUACCUUCACAUGUGACAGCUCUCCUCUUCUCAACUCAUCCAAGUUUUCAGUCUGGCCCAUCCUGUGCACGAUCAACGAACUUCCGUAUGUGGAGCGGUGUAAAAAUGUUCUGCUGCACACGUUGUGGUUCGGCAAAGGAAAGCCCCUGCUUCAGUGUUUCUUUACGCCGUUCAUUAACGAGCUUCAUAAACUCUCUCACGAGGGCUUCACUUGGGAAGACGAGAGCGGAUUAGAGCUUAACACCAGAGUGAUGGCGAAAAUCUGCGUCUGCGAUUCAGUGGUGAGGUCAGCGGUGCAGAACUUUCAGCCGUUCAGUUCGGAGUUUGGCUGCGGGUUCUGCUACCACAAAGGAGAGCUGGUUCAGAAGGGUCGGGGUUACACCAGAGUCUAUCCGGUUCAGGUUGACGGAUGUGACCUGCGGCACAUGGCUGAGACGGAGCAACUGGCCACAGUAGUGAUUGAGAAUGGGUAUCCACAAGGUCAAAUGGGUGUCAAAGGUCACAGUCCGCUGCUUCUGCUGCCUUCGUUUGAUGUCGUCAAAGGUUUUAUCCCAGAUUACAUGCACUGUGUUUGUCUUGGGGUUGUUCCUGAGUUUGUCAAUCUUUGGUUGGAUCCUCUUUAUGGCAGAAAGCGCUUCCACCUUUCACCUCAGAGUUUGAAGAACCUGGACAAAGCUUUGUCUGCCAUCCAACCUCCAGAUGAGAUCAGACAAAGACCUCGGCGUCUCAGUGAGAGGAUGCAUUGGGAGGCAUCCGAGUGGCGAGCGUUUGCUCUUCUCUACUCUCCUGUAAUACUGAGGAAGGUUUUACCAAACCUGUACUACAAACACUGGAUGCUUCUCAUUUCAUCACUUCACAUCCUCCUCUCCCCGUUUGCCUCCCAGGAGGAGAUCAGCUGUGCAGAGCUGUGCCUGGUUCAGUUUGUCUCCCAGGUACCGUCUCUGUACGGACUUGAGCAUUGCUCAUUUAACUGCCACUUGCUGAUGCAUCUCACUGACUGUGCCCGUAACUGGGGAUUACUGUGGGCCAACUCCACCUUCGUCUUUCAGGGUGUCCACAGCCGACUCCUGCAGAUGUACUCCAGGGCUCAGUCUGCGCCAUCCAACAUCUUCAAGCAGAUAGUUUCCUAUGAUGAGAUUAUCUUGAAAGGAAGCAAUGUGCUGAAAGAUACUGGUACAGAAAUCACAGACCUGUUUUCCUCCAUGACAAGCUGUGGUAUCCUUACCAAAUCAUCCAACUGCAUCAGUGAAGAUGUGUUUACUUUGGGAUGCGGAUCUCAGAGAUCUCUAACUGUGAGAGAACUUGCUGCAUUGCAGAGCAAAGAUACACGGCCCGUUACUGAAUACGCACAUUUUGUCUACAGAGACAUGCUGGUCACCACUUUGGACUACAGCGUCUCUUGCAAAAGGAACAACUCAGUCAUAGAAACGACCAGCGGCUUUGUUCUUGUAGAGUCCGUGGUGGUCGUCGAGGGGCAUUGCAGCUGUGAGAGAUCGUCCGACUGCUCCUGCAGAGAACUGGUUGCUUUCUGCAGAAAACUGCUUCCCUCAAACUCCCAACCAACAAUCCUGAACAAACAGAUCAACAGAAACAUUGCAGAGUUCCUCGUAAGAGUGAGGAUCUCGGAUGAAUUCUGCACAAUGACAUGUCGGGACAUUGUUGCAAAAUGUUUUGUGAUGGAGCAGAUGGGUCGACUAUAUGUCAUCAGAAUGCCAGUACUUGAGACACGAUAAGUCACAUGUUGAAAUAUCAUUAAGCACAUUUUGUAAUAUGUGUUUGUGGGUUUUUGCAUGACAUAAACGUGCUGGUGUUGUGUCUUAAAUGGAGCAGUAGGUACAGUACAUAUUGAAGCACACGUAUUUUACACCAGGAUCUUAAUGUUGAUCCUGCAGUGAUCUUUACGUAGGUCUAUAACAAUUUUUUUAUCAUAUCCAAAAUAUGAUAAAAAAAAAAUACAAACAAUUUAUUCUGGUUUGACUAUGUUCUCAUUUCUGUUGUUUACAAUCAGAAGACAUUCCUGUACCAUAUGAAUGUUUUUGCUUUUUGUGCCUGGAGUUUUGUAUUUGACAUUCACAUUUUUGUUAUGUACAUAAAAAACUUAAUGUCAUUGUACUAUUUAGGUGUUGAAAGACAUUUUCAUAUAUUCGCAGUACUUUGAAUAUUUAUGACAAACAUGUACACAUGGACUAAAAUAUCUGCAUACAUGCAUAUGAGCCUGCUAUCAUUGCGUUUUGGGGGUCUAGUUGUUUCCAAGUUGUAAUCAGCCAGCUGUUGAUUCAAGGUAAAAUUAAAUAAUUUGGACAUA
Molecule: messenger RNA, 3424 nt
Organism: Xiphophorus hellerii (green swordtail)
Lineage: Eukaryota; Metazoa; Chordata; Actinopteri; Cyprinodontiformes; Poeciliidae
Exons: 7
Coding region: 102-2852 (916 amino acids)
Source: RefSeq, a predicted model, not a curated record